AAAAUUUCUUCCAGUAUAUCAUUCUUUUAUAUUAGAAUAUAUUAAUUUUCUUUUGUUGAAUGUUUUUCUGAAAAGUUAUUUCUAUAUUAUCACUAACAAAAUCCAUGGUGACGGAUCAUGAGAAAAUCCGGAUCAUGUAUAAAUCUGCGGACCAUCAGAGUGGAGUUUUUUUUUUUCUUGAAAAUCAAAUUUUUUUUCAAUCUUUUUUUGCUUGGUUAAGAAAACAAUAUAUAACCAUAAUAUUAGUAAUAUAGAAAUGACAACAGAAAAACAAAGAAAACCAGUGACAGUAGACAAACCAAUCCCAGUGGUAUAUGAUUUGGGACAUUUAGCACUUUUUGAUCCAAAUCCAUUAGAUAGUGAGAAAUUGAAUUCUUCUGGUAAUAUAAAAGAAGCCCAUCUUAAAGACGUGACAAGAGAUAAUGUUCAGCUAUUAAUAAACCAAUUAUUAUCUUUGCCCAUAAAGACUACUACUGAAACAUCAGGAAAUUCAACUGGUCAGGAUUCUACAAUGACUUUACUUCAGCUACCAUCUCCAACAACCGAUUUACCAAGAGAAAAAAGUUUACCAAAACCCAAACCACCAACCAAAUGGGAAUUGUUUGCUGCUAAAAAGGGUAUCAAUUCCAAUUCAAAAAAGGGAAAGUUUGUUUAUGAUGAAGAGAAGGGCGAGUGGGUACCAAAAUGGGGUUAUAAAGGUAAAAAUAAGGAUUUGGACGAUCAAUGGUUAGUUGAAGUUGACGAUAAAACUCAAAAUACCAAAGACGAAUUAAUAGAUCCAAGAAAUUUAAACAGGGCUGAAAGAAAGAAAUUGAUAAAGAAGAAUGAGGCACAAAUGAAGAGUAAUAUGAAACAUUCAAAAUAGUUGAUAUUUACAAACAUAUUUUUUUUUAAUUUCAAU
Ascoidea rubescens DSM 1968 is the source of this 901-nucleotide messenger RNA. RefSeq names its product ribosome biogenesis protein RRS1 (gene RRS1). Gene Ontology annotation, biological process: ribosomal large subunit biogenesis; endonucleolytic cleavage in ITS1 to separate SSU-rRNA from 5.8S rRNA and LSU-rRNA from tricistronic rRNA transcript (SSU-rRNA, 5.8S rRNA, LSU-rRNA); ribosome biogenesis. Lineage: Eukaryota; Fungi; Ascomycota; Saccharomycetes; Ascoideales; Ascoideaceae. Bases 257 to 865 code for a protein of 202 amino acids. The transcript is spliced from 2 exons. Gene Ontology annotation, molecular function: protein binding. Gene Ontology annotation, cellular component: nucleolus; nucleus; preribosome, large subunit precursor. The record is from RefSeq and is a predicted model, not a curated record.